GAAAACCAAUCAAAACAUAUUUCUUCAGACAAGUUAAAAUAACUUAAUUUGGGUGACUCUAUUUCUUAAUGGGAUACGUAAAAUCAUCAAAUAACAACAAUUAUUUUUAUGUAAAAAAACAUAAUCAAUUAAAUGUAUUAGAAUCAUCAUACGUUGGAAGUUUUGUGAAAAUGGAUGAUAAUAUUAUUGAAAAGUUAUAUCCACUUUAUCAAAAGUUUGCAAAGAAUCAUUAUAGUGUAGUUCCUGAACUAGAAGGAUAUUAUUUAACAAAUAUUUUUAGUGGAGAAUGCUUAAUAUGCCUAGAUUAUACAUUAAUUUAUGAAGGAGAUACUCAUGUGGCUUAUAAUAAAAUUUUAAGAUUAUUUGAACUUCAAGAUAAUAAACCAUUGAAAUUAAAUAGAGAUCCUUUUUGUUCAGAAUUAAACAAUAAGCGUGAUUUUAAUGCUAUUGGAGCUCCGCCGAAACCUUCUGCAAAACCACGACGAAUUUUAUGUAAUUCUAUUUUACAAGAAGAUAAGGAAAAUAAGGAAGCCUUUUCAACUCAGCAUAGAAAAACAAAACGAAUUAGAAGACAAAUUCGUUCAUAUAAGGUAAUCAUUAUUUUUUAAAUUAUAAAAACCAAUCUACUGUUUCACUAAUAUCUUAAUUGCAGGAAAAUGCUAAGGAUAACGGAAUAACAAGAAUAAUGAAAAUAAUUUGGGACCAUCUGUACCUAAUGUUAAUUUACCUGCUUCG
This is a messenger RNA of Rhizophagus irregularis DAOM 181602=DAOM 197198, 735 nucleotides long. The record is from RefSeq and is a predicted model, not a curated record. NCBI's taxonomy places the organism in Eukaryota, Fungi, Glomeromycota, Glomeromycetes, Glomerales, Glomeraceae.